Penicillium canariense is the source of this 939-nucleotide messenger RNA. Its product is annotated as transposase. Lineage: Eukaryota; Fungi; Ascomycota; Eurotiomycetes; Eurotiales; Aspergillaceae. The transcript has 3 exons. The record is from RefSeq and is a predicted model, not a curated record. Bases 1 to 939 code for a protein of 312 amino acids.
AUGCCUAAACAUGCCAAUUUCGACGAAUCUCGCCUGGCCGAGGCUUGCACAACCGCUCUAGCCCAAAAGAGACCGAAUAUCGCCAAUAUUGCGCGUGAAUUUGACGUGUCUCGCACUACCCUCUCCGACCGCGUCAAAAAGGCAAAAGCGCCCACUACACCUACCGAAUCAAUGAAAAACGCCCUUACAAGCUAUCAGGAGAGAGCCUUGGUUGCCUGGAUACAGCAGAUGUGCAAGGACAGACAGGUCGGCAAGAUGUGGGCGUAUCGCUUCAUGGCACGCAUCCCUGCACACCUAAAUCUAGCACCUGUGAAGCAGAAGACUAAGGAACUGAGGCGAAUUCAAGCUGAAGAUGCAGGGCUUCUUCAGCAUUAUGAUCAGAUCGUUGCGAAUCUGUCAAAUCAGAUAGAAAUCCCCGAGCUUCAGUCUGAUCUUCGGCCGUAUAGUUUCCAGACACUAUCACCACCACCAACCGCUCUCUCGUCGUCUAGUGUUGAAAUUACCCCACCAAAAUCAAUUGAAGCACUCCUAAAGAACCAAACAAAGAUAACCAAAUAUCUUGAUACGUUUUUACCAAAGAUGCAGCGAGAUAUCACCAAGAUCUUCGACCACCAGCGAGAGAAGCUUGAAGAGCUCCACAUGACCCAGGAUACAAUCCAGCGAAUCAGAGCCGCGCAAGAACCCCUACGUCGUCAAUACACUAAGCGACAGGUUAAGCCGCUUAGCCAGUCAGGUGUAUUAAAAGCCAGCGAUGCGAAUCGAUCAAUUCGGGCUAGGAAGGCGAAAGAUAUGGCUGCGGAGGAGAGGAAGCUAGCCAAGCAGUUCGAAAAGAUCUAUGGCUACAAGCCCACACAGAGGCCUGAGGAGGCUAUUCGUAAAGCAGCUGAGGCUAAGGAGGCUGCGACGCGACAGGGAGAGCUAUUUUUCUAUGAUAACUAG